CUUGUUGCCCCCACCAACUUUCUUUGGUCCCCCAAUUACCAAAUUCUGCCAAGCAACUUUUUCCUCCUACCUUUUCUAGAGAGAGAAAACUCAUCAUUCAUCAUAUUCAUUACUCAAUCUCUCUCUUUCUCACAUACAAUACUGAAAAAAAAAAGCACCAAAAAAUAACAAAAUACUCCCUAUUCUUCCCAACCCAAUAUUCAUAUUCCUGUAAAAAAACAACAUCACAAAAACUAGAGAUAGAAAACAAACAAACAGACAAAGAAGGUGAAAACUUAGAGAGAGAAUAAUGUCUGAAGUUUGUAGUGGAUUAUAGGGGGCAUACUUACAACAUAUGGUCUCUCAUUUGCUUAGCAACUCUUCUUCCAAUCCCUUUCUUACUACUUUCUCUCUCCUCUUUUUCCUCGUUUUCCGCCACUUUUUUGGGCAUCCCCAACUUUUUAUCUUUACCUUUUUUGGGUUGCUUCACUUUUCCGGCGACUUCGCCGGAAAAACCCACUACCCUUUUCACCGGAGCUCCGAUCUUUAGCUCAUAAGUUUGAGCUCACUUUCAUUUAUAUUCCCACUUAAUUGAUCUUAUUAGUCUCUUUAUUGGUUGUUUUUCUCUCUCCUCUGAGCUCAGAUCGCCGGAAAAAAUGAAGACUACAGUGACUUCAAACUCAGUUUCACAGCCUACUAAUAGUCCCUCUGAAGGAGAGAAGAAAACCAUCAACCCGGAGUUAUGGCAGGCGUGUGCAGGUCCUCUGGUAAAUUUACCGGCAGCUGGGACCCACGUUGUGUAUUUUCCACAAGGUCAUAGUGAACAGGUGGCAGCAUCUUUGAAGAAGGAUGUGGAUACUCAGAUACCAAAUUAUACGAAUUUGCCUUCGAAGCUACUAUGCCUACUUCAUAAUGUCUCAUUGCAUGCAGAUCCAGAAACUGAUGAAGUAUAUGCUCAGAUGACACUCCUACCAGUUCCUUCUUUCGAUAAGGAAGCCUUGUUGAGGUCUGAUCUUUCGUUGAAAGCACACAAACCACAGACGGAGUUUUUCUGCAAAACUCUGACUGCCAGUGAUACUAGCACCCAUGGAGGCUUUUCUGUACCACGACGAGCAGCAGAAAAGAUUUUCCCUCCUCUUGAUUUCUCUAUGCAACCACCUGCUCAAGAACUAGUGGCCAGGGACUUGCAUGAUACUUUGUGGACCUUUCGCCACAUAUAUCGCGGACAACCUAAACGGCACCUUCUAACAACAGGAUGGAGUCUAUUUGUUAGUGGGAAGAGACUUUUUGCAGGUGACUCAGUUUUGUUUAUCAGAGACGAGAAACAGCAUCUUCUUUUAGGCAUUAGGCGAGCUAACCGACAACCAACUAAUUUAUCUUCAUCAGUGCUCUCUAGUGAUAGCAUGCAUAUUGGUAUCCUUGCAGCUGCUGCGCACGCAGCUGCAAAUAACAGUCCAUUUACAGUUUUCUAUAAUCCAAGAGCUAGCCCAUCGGAGUUUGUGAUUCCGCUUGCAAAGUACUACAAGGCUGUUUAUGGUCAACAAGUAUCUCUUGGAAUGCGAUUUAGGAUGAUGUUUGAAACUGAAGAAUCAGGAACUAGAAGGUAUAUGGGUACAAUUACAGGUAUCAGUGACCUUGACUCUGUACGCUGGAAGAGCUCACAGUGGCGUAAUUUACAGGUUGGUUGGGAUGAGUCAGCUGCUGGAGAAAGGCGGAAUAGGGUUUCCGUUUGGGAGAUUGAACCUGUAACAGCUCCAUUUUUCAUAUGUCCUCCACCAUUCCUCAGACCAAAGCGUCCAAGGAUACCAGGAAUGCCAGAUGAUGACCCUGACGCCGACAAUCCAUUCAAGAGGACAAUGCCAUGGCUUGGAGAUGAUCCAAAUGCUUUGACAGGCUUGAACUUAAUGCAGUGGAUGAACAUGCCACAAAAUUCAUCUUUGGCUAAUUCGAUGCAGGCAAAUUUUCUGAAUACUUUACCUGGCUCCACAGCUUUCCAAGGGCUUCCUGGUUCUGAUCUAUCCCGUCAACUAGGAUUUACUGCACCACAGAUUCCUCAGCAAAAUAACUCACAGUACAAUGCUCAGAGACAAGUACAAUCAGUUCAGCAGCUUGAUCAGCUCCAGAAAUCAUCAGGCUCUUCAAACCCAUUAAAUUCUCUUAUACAGUCACAGCAACAGUUAUGUGAUGUCACUCAGCAACCAAGACAAAGCUUGAUCAAUCAAACCCUAACUUCAAGUCAAGUCCAGUCGCAGCUACUGCAGUCUCAGGGUCUUGUACAACAUCAAAACUCACUUCAACAGUCAUCGCCUCUUCAGAACCAUCAAUUCCUGGGAAACCUGCCGCUACAACAGCAGCAAACUUCGGGAUCCAGUCAGCAACAAAGUUUACAUCAAUUGCAACAAGUUACUGAUAACCAGUAUCAGCUUCACCUAUUGCAAAGGCUUCAGCAGCAACAGCAGUCACUCUUAACUCAGCAGUCUGCAAUGCAGCAGACAAAUCAAAUGAACCAACUCCAAGAACCGCAAAGACCUCUGCUAGAUGUAUCUCAAAGCUUUUCUAGAUCGUUGCCAUCAUCGCGAAUGUUGGAUAUGCCUCAAGUACAAAUGACAUCUCUUCCUCAAUCGCAGAUCACACCAGAGCAAAUGAUUAGGAGUAAUAGUCAGACCAACUUGCACUUCUCUCAAACACCUCCAAUACCAAAGCUCUCGCAGCAGCAGUCUGGUGUGAUGCCUGAACUUCAAAGUCAGCCAGGAGUUGCACGAAAUCUUAUGUCAAAUCAUCCUUCUACUGCAGCAAGUAGCAGCUUCACAGGUGCUGCUGCAGGUGGGCAAUCGGCUUUGACUGAUGAUAUUCCAUCAUGUUCUACUUCACCUUCGACAAACAAUGAUCCUAAUGGCCCUCAGACAAUCAUGAACAGCAGGAGUCACCGAAGCUUUGCCUUGGGAGAGGGUAUAAAUCAGCCUUCUGCUAAUCUUAUGAGUUGUAAUGGUUUGGAAGCUAUGGCAGCUCAAAACUCAUUCAAAGAAUUGCAUCAGAAAGCUGACGUCAAGCCUUCUGUCAACAUCACCAAGGUUGAAACCCAAGGACAUUUAACCCGGCAAACAUAUCCAAAUAUCCCUAUGGAUUACUUGGAUACAUCCUCCGCAAAUUCAGCUUCUCUUUCUCAAAACGAUAUGUUAAGUCAGACCAAUCUGUUAUCUAAUCCACAAUCAAGUUUCUUAGGGGAUACAGUUCAAGAUUUGGAGGUACAAGCUGAUGUUAGAAACAAUAUUCACACAGGGGCAAGUAUUAAUGGUCAACUGGGGGCGUCCUUGGUUCCUGAUGCUAUGCUGACAAAAAAUGUACCUAGUUCAGAUAAGAAAUACUCAAACAAUGUCUCUUCUGGCUGUAUGCUCAGUACUUAUGAAAACUCAAAAGAUGCUCAACAGGAGCUCUCAUCCUCAAUGGUCACCCAGUCAUUUGGUGUGCCAGAUGUGGCAUUCAAUUCAAUUGAUUCUGCUAUAAGUGAUAGCAGUUUUAUGAAUAGGGGAGCUUGGGCCCCAGCUACACAGUAUCAGCGAUUGCGGACUUAUACAAAGGUUUACAAGCGUGGAGCUGUAGGUAGAUCUAUUGAUGUUACUCGCUACUCGGAUUAUGAGGAGCUUAAACAAGAUCUGGCUCGGAUGUUUGGUAUAGAGGGACAGAUGGAAGAUCGGGGGAGAGUUGGCUGGAAACUUGUAUAUGUGGACCAUGAGAAUGAUGUCUUGCUCGUGGGGGAUGACCCUUGGGAGGACUUUGUGAACUGUGUUCGCUGUGUAAAAAUUCUAUCUCCUCAAGAAGUCCAACAAAUGAGCCUUGAUGGUGAUUUCGGGAAUGCUUCUCUACAUAAUCAAGCGUGUAGUAGCUCCGAUGGUGGAAAUGUAUGAAUUUUAGAGCCAUGCUUCUACCAGCUAUACAGCUACCAUAUCUUUGCAGACUGAUGUAGAAAAUAGAGAGUUAGCCUUGGCAUAUACUUUGUUUUAUACAUUGCUCACUUCUACGGCGCAAGCCAAGUUUUCGCCUGGAUGUAGGAACCAAUUUUCCCCUCUUGGGGGCAAGUCUUUUGUAAUCUAUCAUAAUUGGCAAAUAGGUAAGAAAGUAAGGAACAUUAUAUGAUCUACAGGAAAAUUAGUCUGCGCCUUUGCCUUUAAA
This is a messenger RNA of Beta vulgaris subsp. vulgaris (sugar beet), 4149 nucleotides long. Its product is annotated as auxin response factor 19. Gene Ontology annotation, molecular function: DNA binding; protein binding. Gene Ontology annotation, biological process: regulation of DNA-templated transcription; response to hormone. Lineage: Eukaryota; Viridiplantae; Streptophyta; Magnoliopsida; Caryophyllales; Amaranthaceae. The record is from RefSeq and is a predicted model, not a curated record. The coding region runs from base 636 to 3884 and encodes 1082 amino acids. The transcript has 14 exons. Gene Ontology annotation, cellular component: nucleus.